GGCAUCCGGGCGGGGGGCUCGUCCGGACAUUGGUCAGCUUUUCAGCAAACUCAGGGGCGAAGACCAGCAUAUUUACGUAUUGCGGACGCGAUCGGACUAUACCUAGUGGGACCGGACACCUAAAUAGGACCGGAACCGAGUCCUACUGGAUCAAAAUACGGGUCCCACUCCUACAAGUCAGGUAUAUACUCAGGGAUAAUACGUCAACGAGCGGGUGGUGGGAGAAAAUGAGGACGGUGGACAUUCAGUAGACGUACAGUGAGGGCGAAACGUCGACCUGCAUAAAGAGCGAGUGAGCGAG
Molecule: messenger RNA, 301 nt
Organism: Mycena citricolor
Lineage: Eukaryota; Fungi; Basidiomycota; Agaricomycetes; Agaricales; Mycenaceae
Source: the annotation of a GenBank genome assembly